Clupea harengus (Atlantic herring) is the source of this 531-nucleotide messenger RNA. RefSeq names its product ubiquinol-cytochrome c reductase binding protein (gene uqcrb). Lineage: Eukaryota; Metazoa; Chordata; Actinopteri; Clupeiformes; Clupeidae. Gene Ontology annotation, cellular component: respiratory chain complex III. The record is from RefSeq and is a predicted model, not a curated record. Gene Ontology annotation, biological process: mitochondrial electron transport, ubiquinol to cytochrome c.
UGGUUUCAAACAGAUAAAAGCGAUUUCGCAAUUGCGUUACGUCGUAUUUCCCACAGUCCUUCACGCGCUCCGUUGGUUUUGAAAAUGGCGACCAGGGCACCAGCUGCUACCGGCAGGCUUCUGCUAGGGUUCCGUAAAUGGUACUACAAUGCUUGUGGUUUCAACAAGCUAGGUCUUAUGCGAGAUGACACCUUGCAUGAAGAUGAUGAUGUAAAGGAAGCCCUCCGCAGGUUGCCGGAGAACGUGUACAAUGACAGAAUGUUCCGCAUCAAGAGGGCCCUUGACCUUUCCAUGAAACAGCAGGUUCUCCCCAAGGACCAUUGGACUAAAUACGAGGAGGACAAGUACUACUUGGAGCCCUACCUGAAAGAGGUGAUCCGGGAGAGGAAGGAGGUGGAGGAAUGGGCGAAGAAGUAGAGUGAAUGAGGGGGCUCUACACUGCUAUGUAGUCUGGUCUCUGAUUUCUUGUAUUUAAAAAAUAGUGUAUUAUGUGUACGGUGACUGUAAUUAUUAAAGCCUCUUUUAACUGAU